Molecule: messenger RNA, 1097 nt
Organism: Loa loa (African eye worm)
Lineage: Eukaryota; Metazoa; Nematoda; Chromadorea; Rhabditida; Onchocercidae
Exons: 6
Coding region: 55-807 (250 amino acids)
Source: RefSeq, a predicted model, not a curated record
UUGCAGUUAUAGUUAUCCAGAUUUGUGAAAAACAUUGAAAAAAAAAAUCGUGAUAUGGUUCUUUCUAACUCAAUGAAAAGCAGCCAAGCUGCCUUCUCAGAAGGCACGCUAGAGUUGGAAUCCGGUUUGAAGAUCAAUUACGUGGCACCAGCAUAUGCAGCUCCGUUAAAGGAAAGUUCAUCGACUGAGAAUAGUACUGGCUCAGUUCCACGUAAAAGAAGCUUUAUAAAAGGAAAUGAUCCACGGGAGGAGUGGGAAGGCGUUUUUGCGAUGUGUUACGCACUGGAUCAUGCUGUACGAUUUGAAACGGAUGAUUUAGUGAAGGGAUGUAAAGUUCUGGAGAUUGGUUUUUGUACUGCUCUUCCAUCAGUUUUUGCUAUAAAAAACGGAGCAAAACAUAUCACUUUGCAUAGUAGUAACAAUGAAAUGGUGGAAUCUUGCGUGAAGUUGACACUGUCUCGGAACAAAAUCAAAAAUAUGCAACACAGAAUCCUUCGCAACUCUUUGGAAGACCUUCGAAAAUUGGUGGAACGAAAUGAGUUUGAGGUUAUCUUUGCUGUGGAAUUUUUUAACAGCGAGAAAAAGCGGUUCGAAGAAAUUCAUGAUUUCAUCGACUAUGCAUUAGCCAAUAAUGGCGUUUGCUUUCUGGAAUCUCGAAUGUUCUACAUCAACUACGAAAGCAGUUUGCAUGAAUUUUUGGAUCUAGUUAAAACGAAGGGGAAAUUCGAUGUUUAUACCCGUUGGUCGACACCAAAAUCAGAAAUUAUUCAACGAAGAGUAAUCCAGCUGACUCGAGCUAUAAGAUGAGUUUCUCCACUAUACUGUCGAUACUAUUCCUUUUCUUUGUACCAAACUUAUGCAUAUUUUAGGUUGUAAUGUUUCGGUUUCGUUAUUUUUGUGUGUAUUUAUGUUUCGGAUUUCGAGAUAACUACUCUCUGAAAUGUUUUAUAUUUCAAGUGACAUUUUUGCCCAACCCGAAAACUGACAGAUCUUUUCAUAGUUUUUCCAAACUCUUCAUGAAUAGGAUAUUCUGACUUCCCAAAAAUUUCUUCGAAUUUCCUAAGUUUCGGCAGUUGGACACCCCGAAUAAAUCUCAC